Messenger RNA from Doryrhamphus excisus (bluestripe pipefish), 4151 nucleotides. RefSeq lists its product as uncharacterized. Gene Ontology annotation, biological process: negative regulation of T cell activation; intracellular signal transduction. The record is from RefSeq and is a predicted model, not a curated record. Gene Ontology annotation, cellular component: plasma membrane; membrane raft. NCBI's taxonomy places the organism in Eukaryota, Metazoa, Chordata, Actinopteri, Syngnathiformes, Syngnathidae.
UAUAGCUGAGAGGAGAGGAUGCCAGUGGAGAUGGAGGGGGCUUGAGGGACACCGGAGGAGAACCUCGCUCUCGGAGAUUUCUGUAUGACCGGCUAGCAACGUCAGAACGGCAAAUUCGGCUCAUCCAAGCCCACCGCCUCCCCCCCCCCGUCCCUCCGCACUCCCCGGCUGGGAAGCAAGAGGCGCAUGGUUCGGGGUCAUCUGGCAGCGCCAAAAAAAAAGAUGCAAUAUGCUGCAUUCCUGUUGUGUGAAGCCCAAGGAAGAGCGUCGCAUGUGAUUGAUUAUGCCCUCUGGGUGGCGGCUGCUGGUCCGAGCCGAAGCAGAACCUGAACCCAAAGGACGGGCAGAUGCUGCGCCUCUCCGAACCUCUGAGCUGAAUCCCAGUGAGAGCGUGGCACUUGCCCCGCGUGCAUGAACGUGAGGGUGAGAGAGUGUGAGUGUGUGUGUGUGUGAGAGAACGUGAGCGCCAGCGCUCCCACAUGGCCUCCAUGCAGGACGGGCUAAACUUCACGGCUCCUCCCUACGGCAAGGUCCUGCUGCUGGGUGCUAUCGCUGCUGCCUCAGCCUUUGUUGUCACUAUCCUCAUCGUGGUGCUCUGCGUGGGCUGUCAAAGGAAGGGAAAGACACAUAAUGUACCUGGCGAGGGCGGAAAGCACCGUCUCAUGGACAUGGGUGUACUCAGGCAGUCCAAGCUGCGGUCCAUCAGUAAAUCAGACACAGAGAUGAACAAGAUGAACUGCAAUGGCAAAAGCAGGCAGCUUCCCCAGAUUCCCUCUGGGACUGGAGAGGACGGAGAGCACACUUACUCUGAAGUGGGCCGAAGCUCCUCCACCACACGAACUGACGACGCGCUCUAUGCCAUGGUAGGCAGGGCCGGGCAGACGGACACUCCGGCCCCUCCGGCUGUCCCCGCCAAUACCCCGGCGCCGCCUGACCCGGACGGGGAUGUGGAAGGAGGGCUGCCCGAACCAGAAGCCCAGGUCAUGUCACCACCUCACGCUCCGGAGACGGUGGAGUAUGCCUGUGUCAGGAAGCUGAGAAAGGCCGACAAAGUGCCCCAGAAGAGGGACAGUGGGACGGACACGGGGGACCCACCGGUGCCGCCGCCGCGACACCCGCCGCCUUCUCAUCCCGCCCCCCCACCGCCACAUCCUCACAGCACAAAGCUGCCCCGUAGAAACAUGGAGGCCUUUAAUGUUCCCUCUUUCCCUAAGGAAGUCAUGUUUAUGGGCAAUGGAGAGCAGUACAUCUGGAAGCCUCCAGAGGAUGAAGAUGCCCUCAUGCUCCACAAUAAAGCCCUGGGCCCGCUGGGUGCACACACGGUGGAGUGUAUCCAACCUUCUGCUGCGGUGGUGGCUGAGAUGUACUCGAAAGUGUGUAAACCGGGAAAGAAGAAGAGAGCAAUACCUGGGUCUCCUCCAUCCAAUCCUGGCUUCAGGACCUUGGGUCGUGGUGACCGGGACCGGGACCGAGACGGGGGCUUUAGCGUAGUGGUAAAACCGCAGACGUGGGCCCCUCAGGAGGGCAAAGCAACUGGAGUGUCCCUUGACGACCACUGCUAUGAGUCCUUCGGGGCCGAGGAGUGCGAUCCGGCUUAUGAAAAUCUGGAAGGCGGAGGCGGCUGGAGACGAGACAGACCCCCCAACACGUGUGCCACUUUGCGGCCGAGGAGGAAGAAAGCCCAGCAGCCUUUGCAGCAGCAGCAGCCCCCUCCGCCGCCGCCCACGCAGCACAACCCCAAAUUACAGCACCUGCCUGCCAAAGCCCUGCUGCUGCCUGGGGAGAGCCUGUACGAGAGCAUCGGCGACCUGAAACAGGGCUCCACCACCUCCAGCACCACGACCAUCUUCACCUUCAACGACGGCAUGGAGAUGUACGUUACGGGGCUCUGAGGCGCGGCUGCACUGUGACCUUUCCGACAUGCCGAGCCGCCGUCACGCUCCCACACAUACUGUUUACAUUACAUCAUAACGUCAUGCCUUUCCCGUGCUCCAGGAGCCUUAAGGCACUAAGGUUGAUCUGUUUUGACUAAGUCCAAUCUAAAAACCUUGCAAGGAACCCAAAGGUAGUGAAGUCAUUGAUGAGCACAAGACCAUUGCAGCGCAAUCAGUAGGUAACAGUAGCACUAGAUUUCACAGAUAUGUGCAAAGCACAAGAAAGUAAGAAUUUCUUGCUCAAUUCUAGCGGGUACUAAGCACAGCGAUGAGAUAAAUACAGUAAACCUCGGAUAUAUCGGACUCGGAUAUAUCGGAAACUCGCUCACAACGGACAGAUAAAAAAGAACCGAUUUUUCUGUAAUGCAUUUCCAAUAAAAAUUCAUUGCAUAUAUUGGAUUUUUUAUAACGGAUUUCGCCUAUUUCGGACAAAAUCUCCAGUCCCGUUCCAAUGCAUUUCCAUUAAAUUUCCCUCGCAUAUAUCGGAUGGCCGCAUCGUGGCGCUCCGAAGCUAGCUGACAAUUCUGAGACGUUUUAAAGCAGAGGACAACGAAACUGGGUUAUUCUGGCAAAUGCUGCCAGAAAACACCCUGGGAUUUAUUGAAUGAGAUCUUAACCUAAUCUUAACGUAACAGGGCCUAGCUUAAUUAACAAUUUGUUAUGCUCAGAGUCCAAUAAAGUUAAAUUCUCAUUACCUUACGUCUCUUUUCAUUGCCCAGUCCAGGUACAUUGGAAACAUAGUCAAGGAAGUGCCUUUUUUAUAACGGAUAAAAUCCGAUUUACGCAUAUACCGGAUAUAAAUCCGAUAUAUGCGUAAAACGGACAUUUUCCGGUAUACGCAUAUAACGGAUUUCGCUUAUAUCGGACAAAACCAGUGGUAACAAUUGAAUCCGAUAUAUCCGAGGUUUACUGUAAUUGGUAGCACUUGUGAAUGGGCCUUCUCUGAAGUUGCUCAUAAUAUGGAAUUGAAAUGAUAUUUAAGUCAUCAAUUAUUAAAUUAUUUGAAAGCUCAGGGACCAAGAGAAACAAUUAUGAGCGUAUUCAAAGGAAAAGAAAUUGCACACUUUUUUUUGCAUUCCUCCGUAAAAACACCAACAACUAAGCAUUUUCAUCUUUUAAAAACCGGACCCGAUUCUUCUCUUCGUUGUGUCCCAUCUGACGUGGACUGAACACUUGUCUCCACUGCUGUCUGUAAAUGAGCAGUUUUACUUUGUUGACUCUGUCCUGCACUUUUGCCUGCUACAAGUUGCAUGCUAAAAAAAAAAAAAAAGUGUAAGAAAAAAAAAAACUGAAAAAUCAAGCACUGUCAAGUGGUACCUAUAUUAAUGUUUUGGGGUUUUUUUUACCCCCACUGUUGUUGUUGGGUGUUUAUUUUCACAGCGCGUUGCUUUAUUUCUCUGUACAACAAGGCCAGUUAAGAGUUGGGACUCAUCAUUCAUCCCCCCCCCCCCACCCUCAUCCAUCCAUCCUGAUUCACCUCCAACACAAUACGGACGCACUGGACUUCCUGCCUUGUGAUCAUCUGUUUCCGUUUCAUUAUAGUUACGGCGUUGAAAGCUAUACAGUAGUGCUGGUGUGUACAAGUCACGUCUCAUCAUUACUCCAUCGACAAAAACACUCUUCUCUCUCUCUCUCUGUUAUCAGUGUUGAAAUGUUGCAGAAAUAUGAAAAAGACGAGCCGAGCAGGACAAGCGCACACGCAAUGAAUCCUGGACAAUGAUUUCAUUCGACCAAAUAUCCCAAGCAAAGCGUGUGAUUAUACUGUAUGUUGAUGCAAUGUGUAUGUACAUUACAAAAAGAGAAAGAAUAAUAAAUAUAUCAUCAGUGUCAAUAAAUCUAUCUUUUUCUAUGAUGUUUAAUGGUGUUAUGGAAUGACUUAUCUUGUGACACAAAAAAACGGCUGCAAUGUAAAUUCCCAUGUGUUCUAUUUGUUCUUUUAUUGUCCAAGUCGCAAAGCUUGGGCCUGUUCCUGGAAAGCUCCACACUAAAAGUUUUAGUGUGGCUGAUCAUGUUUUGUGUUUGCUAUUCAGACUACAGGGUCUUGUACUCCAACAGCGUGUCAUUAAGUGCUAAGUACAAAAGAUUGUAAUGUUUUAUAUCGAGAUUACUAUUCAUGAAAUGUCACUCGAGUUUAUACUUUUGUAAUAAAGUGGCACUUUAAAAAAUAUGCAUUAUCUCAUAGUGUCGCUUAUUUAAAAAAAUGGUGAGGGGCGAGGA